GAUAAGACGAAAACUAUCUAGAGGUAGGUAGGUAGGUACAAGAAAAAAAUAGUUCUGACCUCAACUGAUUUAUCAAUUCCCACCACCAACCCGUGCCCUACGCCGCCCCGUGGCCUGAGCUACCUAUCUUACUCUAAUUUCGAGUAGUAGAUAUCCCCCUCCACGAAUCCAGCCAUGGCCAAGAAGAGAAAAGCCUCUGGCGGCCCCUCCGCGCCAGAGGGUUCCCGCGAGUACGAUCCCGCCGAUGCGAGGCUCGGCCCUAUCAACACCUACGAAGACAUAGCCGACUCGCAGGAAGAAUACUUCCUGAACCAGGACCAGAUCCUCUUUGAAACUGGUCCAAGCUCCAAGAAGCAGAAGCGCCUAGAAGAGGAAGAAGCCUUCCUGGAAAACUCAGAGGAAGAGGUAUUUGCUUCCGACGACCAGAGCGGCGACGACGACGACGAUGAUGACGAUCAGCAAGAUGACUUUGCUCCGAGGCCUACGACGUCCGCGAAGGCGAGAGGCGACGACGACGGCUCCGACCCCGCGAGGGGCGCCGAAGGUGGGGACGAAGGCUGGUGGGGUUCCUCGAGAAAGGAAUACUACGACGCCGACAACCUCGAGACCGAAGCCGACGCUCUGGAGGAGGAGCAAGAAGCCCGGCGGCUGCAGAAGAAGAAGUUGGAGAAGAUGUCGGAGAGCGACUUCAUCUUUGACGAGGCCGAGUGGCUCGCCCCUGACGCCGAGAAAGCGGAUCAGGACAAGGUCGUCACCGAGGUCUUGAAAGACGCCCCCAUCCCCGCCGACAUGGCCCCUGAAGAGAGAUAUCGCCUUCUCCAGACGAGAUACCCGGAGCUGGACUACUUGGCGGACGAACUCCAGGAGCUCCAGCCCCUUCUUGUUACCACCCAGAAGCAGGCCGAAGGGCAACCACCCAAGUCGCUCGCGGUUGUUAAGUAUCGCGUUCUUGGCUGCUACGUCGCUGCUCUCGCCAUGUACUUCGCUACCCUGACAUCGCCGGCUAGGGACGGCAACGGGCCCGCGAAGGCCCUCGAUCCGGCCGAGCUACGUGGCCACGAGGUCAUGGGAACUUUGCUGGAGUGCCGAGGGGCGUGGAAGAGGGUAGAGCACCUCGAGAUUUCGCGGAGAGCGCCGGCGGUUGGCAGUAUGCUAUCGCCGCCUGCAGAAGAGCCCUCGGCGACCGAAGAGGGAAGAAGCCUCGAGACCGAACUCGCAACGAAAUCGAAGAAGGGACAAUCGGCUAAGAAAACCAAGCCUAAGACUUUGCGCAAGGCAAAGGCCAUCGAGGGCGCGCUUGCUGACCUCGAUGCACUUGUCGCUACGACGAGGAAACCGAAGAAGAAGGUCAUUGCCGAGGCUGCUGCAGCACAGGAUAGCGACUCGGACUUCGGAGAAGAAGAGAGCCUCGAUGCGAAAGCGGCUGUCGAAAAGACAGCACGGAGGAAGAGUCUCAGAUUCUACACUUCGCAGAUCGUGCAGAAGGCCAUCCGUCGCGCAGAAGCCGGCAGAGAUGCUGGCGGCGACGUAGAUAUCCCGUACCGAGAGAGGCUCAAGGAUAGGCAAGCCCGCCUCAACGCGGAGGCGGAGAAGCGCGGCCAGCGGGGAUCGAAGGUCGGCGCCGACCUCGGGGAGGCCAGCGACGGAGAGGAUGAGCACGUCGCCAACGCAGUCAGGGGUGGCGAGGACGAGUAUUACGACAUAGUUGCCGCCGCCUCGAGCAAGAAGAAGCAGGAGAAGGCGUCGAGGGCGGCCGCCCUCGCGGCAGCUAGCAGCACAGACCGGGUCGUCGAAACCGAGGAGAUCGGCGAGGACGGCAAGCGCAAGAUCUCGUACCAGAUAGAGAAGAACAAGGGGCUGGCGCCGAAGCGGAAGAAGGACGUGAGGAAUCCCAGGGUGAAGAAGAGGAAGGCGUACGCGGACAAGCUGAAGAAGCUGAGGAGCAUGAAGCCUGUGUACAAGGGCGGCGAGGGCCGCGGCGGAUAUGGAGGAGAGCUGACAGGUAUCAAGACCGGCUUGAUAAAGAGCGUCAAGCUAUAGGGUCUGUUCAUAAUAGCAUUGAGUUUCUGAAUUCUUUAUCCUCUACAACAUCAGCCUCCCCCUGAACAGACCAGUCGUCACCCAGCCUUGUAGUACUCCUUGCCCUGUCUAUAUCCUGUCCUGUCUCAGUCUAUACUCUGCUGAUUCU
Molecule: messenger RNA, 2188 nt
Organism: Durotheca rogersii
Lineage: Eukaryota; Fungi; Ascomycota; Sordariomycetes; Xylariales; Xylariaceae
Product: Sas10 C-terminal domain-containing protein
Exons: 1
Coding region: 175-2040 (621 amino acids)
Biological process (GO): maturation of SSU-rRNA from tricistronic rRNA transcript (SSU-rRNA, 5.8S rRNA, LSU-rRNA)
Cellular component (GO): nucleolus; small-subunit processome
Source: RefSeq, a predicted model, not a curated record